Messenger RNA from Oryzias melastigma (Indian medaka), 6365 nucleotides. RefSeq names its product FERM domain containing 5 (gene frmd5b). The record is from RefSeq and is a predicted model, not a curated record. The coding region runs from base 396 to 2114 and encodes 572 amino acids. The transcript is spliced from 14 exons. Gene Ontology annotation, molecular function: cytoskeletal protein binding. Gene Ontology annotation, cellular component: cytoskeleton. NCBI's taxonomy places the organism in Eukaryota, Metazoa, Chordata, Actinopteri, Beloniformes, Adrianichthyidae.
GCCUUGUGCAGUGACUCUGCAGGCUGCAUCCCUAUCACCGCUGAGGAGGUUCACACUCAUUCACAAUCAGUCAAGCAGAGCCGACAGACAUGGCAGGGGGGCUGGCAGGGUAGGUGUGGUAAGAGGGGGGCAGCUGAACCGGACCGGAGAGGAAGCCUCGCAGCAUCAUCACCAUCAUCAUCAGCAGCUCUGUUCCGUGACUGAAGACGCGCGGCUCCUCGUCCACUCAGCGCUCACACGUUGAUGAAAACGAUGCACCUCCACCGCCUCCCCGCUCAGCCGCUGACCAGGUGUUGGAGCACGGAGCCGGGACGCUACUGCUGCUAACGUGACGGAGGGUGAACCCGUGUCUGCGCUGCACUUGUGUCUGGUCCAGUUCGCAGACGAUCGAAAAGAUGCUGAGCAGGCUGAUGAGCAGCAGCAUCAGGAGUCUGGACAGGGAAUGCAACUGUACCGUGAGACUGCUGGACGACUCGGAGUACACCUGCACGAUUCAGCGUGAUGCCAAAGGACAGUAUCUCUUUGACCUCAUUUGCCAUCACCUCAACCUGCUGGAGAAAGAUUACUUUGGGAUUAGAUAUGUUGAUCCAGACAAGCAAAGGCACUGGUUGGAGUUUACAAAAUCAAUUGCCAAACAGAUGAAAUCCCAGCCUCCGUUCACUAUGUGUUUGCGUGUCAAGUUUUACCCACCAGACCCUGCUGCUCUGAGAGAAGAAAUCACAAGAUAUCUUGUGUUCCUGCAGGUCAAGAGAGACCUUUACCACGGUCGCCUCCUGUGCAAGACGUCAGAUGCAGCUCUGCUGGCUGCCUACAUCUUACAAGCGGAAAUUGGUGACUAUGACCCUGGAAAACAUCCUGAGGGCUACAGCUCCAAAUUCCAGUUCUUCCCCAAGCACUCGGAGAAGCUGGAGCGCCGGAUUGCAGAGAUCCACAAGACCGAGCUGAUUGGUCAAAGUCCAGAAACAUCAGAGCUCAACUUCCUCCAGAAAGCCCAGAUGCUGGAGACAUACGGAGUGGAUCCUCAUCCAUGCAAGGAUGUGUCUGGGAAUCCAGCUUUUUUGGCUUUCACGCCUUUUGGAUUCACUGUGCUCCAGGGAAACAGAAGAGUCCAUUUCCUCACAUGGGAGGAGGUGACCAAACUCAAGUUUGAAGCAAAGACAUUCCACAUAUAUGCAAACCAGAAGGAGGACAGGAAGAUCAUCCUGACCUACUUUGCUCCAACACCAGAGGCCUGUAAGCAUUUGUGGAAGUGUGGAGUUGAGAAUCAGGCCUUUUAUAAGCUGGAGAAGUCAAGUCAGGUCCGCACCGUGUCUAGUAGUAAUCUCUUCUUUAAGGGUAGUCGCUUUAGAUACAGUGGAAAGGUUGCAAAAGAAGUGAUGGAACAAAGUGCCAAAAUUAAGAGAGACCCUCCAGAGAUACACAGGGCUGGCAUGGUACCAAGUAGGAGUUGUCCAUCUAUUACCCAUGGUCCCCGUUUGACCAGUGUGCCACGGACACGACGGAGAGCUGUGCACAUCUCUAUCAUGGAGGGUCUGGAGUCACUUCGAGACAGUGCCCACUCCACGCCUGUUCGCUCCGUCUCCCAUGGCGACUCAAUAAUGGCUUCCCGGGGCCACAUGGCGGACGGGGGCGAAGCCAGCACCUCGGCGGUGAUCUCUGAUGAGGCUUACAGCCCCUCAGACAGCGUCCUGCCUACGCCCGUGGCAGAGCAUGGAGCAGACAUGCCUUUGGCUCGACACCUGAACGGAGCACCUUGUAGCAUCGACGAGGAGAAGGAGUCGGAGGAGAGGGCUUCAAAGGAGAGGCAGGCGGCAGAGUUUGGCCCCAGCAAACGAUCCCUGGGGAUGGUCAAGAGCAGACAGUCGCCGGAUGUAGAGGAGCUGAACAAGUUCAUCUUAAGCGUGUUGCGUCUGUUCCUGGUAACCAUCGGACUACUGUUUACCCUGCUGCUGCUGCUCAUCAUGUUAACUGAGUCAGACUUGGACAUUGCUUUCCUGAGAGACAUUCGGAAGACGCCCGAGUUCCAGCAGUUCCACUUUGAAUACUUCUGCCCUCUGCGGCGCUGGUUCGCCUGUAAAUUACGGUGGAUGGGAAGCUUAGUUGUCAGCAAGUGAGAUGGAGAGAGAGGAGACUGACAUCGCAGAUAGGUCGGGGAGCAAACGGGACGUCUUCAGUAAUAUCAGCUGGGCUUGGAAUAAGCUGCCACCAUCCUGACUUUAAAGAAAACAAAUCAUAUUUUAGUUGAAGAAUCAUAUCAAGGUAUUUAUUUUUUACAGCAACAUGGUUUUCAUUAAAAAUAUAAGUCAUACUUUUAUUAGUUUAAGCAAAGAUUAGAAUUAACUUUAUUUUUCUAUUCAGUUCUACGUUGUUUAGAUAUUUUUGCAAGAUGAGAGUUUAGGAAAAGUAACAGAGCGAGCAGAAAAGCUUAUUAAAUUAAAGCAAACUGUUAUGAAUUUAAGAAAUAUUUGUGGGUUUUGUUGGAAAAUGAAGCAGUGUGUGGAGCGGAAAUAAGAAACAAUAAGAUCUAAAGGGAAAAAAAAAUCACAUUUCUCCUGGGGCCUCAUUUAUAAAAGUCUUUACACACAAAAUGUUGUUAAAAGCAGGUAGAAACAUGCAAAACUUCAUGCAGUUGUCACUAUUUCCAUCCAUGUAUCCUGCUUUGUUUGUGCAGAGACGGGAUGCAGCCUUUAGCUACUGUAGGGCAAAGGCAAGGUUCACCUAUCCUUUGCCCUACAGUCCUACAUUACAAGGCCACACAGACAUAUUCACUCCAAAAGAACAAUUUACAGUCACCAAUCAACAAUUAAAAACAAACCUUUAGACUGUGACAAUAAGUCAGUGGCCAAAAAAAUCCCUACAUGCACAAAACUUCUAAACUAAAGAACCCAGACAGGAUUGAACUGUCUCCUCGCUGUGAAGCAACAGAGCUCAGCAUCACACCAGGGGUCUCCAACCUGAGCCUCUGGGCCAAAUGUUUUAUCCCUCCAUUGUAGUUUUUUGACUAUGUAGAAAAAAUGCAAAUGCUUUAAAAAUUUUAGCUAGUAGGUUAUUUGGCAUAGGAUGUAUUUUAUUUUGAAAGGAACUUGUAAGGGCUGCUGUCUAAAGCAAAAUAAAUCAAAAUUGCAAUACAUAAAAAUGGUAUAAUCCAAUUAUUGUAAAUGUUUAAAAGCUGCAUUUUAUAAAAAGUUAUUUUAUAAUGAAGUGUGACUUGACAUUAGAAAGUAUAAAGUCUUUAAAAAAGCUCAUUUCAGAACAUUUUGAAAGUAUUGUAAAGGUCUGUUUUUUUAUUAUUUUUAUUAUUAUUUAUUUAAUCUUUAUUUAACCAGAUGAAACCCAUUAAGAUCAGGAUCCUUUUUUCAAUGGUGAACUGACCAAAAGGUUGGUAGCACACAUCAUAUAAAUAAGGUUGCAGUAUAAGACAAAUAUCAAACAAAAGGAUGAGUUUAGGAUAUUUACAAUUUAAAGAAAUUGCGAUUGAUGUGCAACAAAGUGACAGUGAUAUUUAAGAAGAAAUAUAAGUAAACACCUAUUUGGUGAGUGCAAAAGAUUUUGUGCAGAAUGACAAUAUACACACACACACAUACGUAUAUAUAUAUAUAUAUAUAUAUAUAUAUAUAUAUAUAUAUAUAUAUAUAUAUACGUAUAUAUAUAUCAAUUUUGUUUUUUCUGCAUUUCUACCAUUUUUAGUGAUCUGAGACGAGAGUGAACAACAUUAAAAACAUACUGUAAACUCAAAAAGCUUGAGUGACUGACCAAGAGCAGCAAUAAAAGACAGAGUCGUCAGCAGAAAACUGAUAUGAUGCAUUUGGCAAGAUUUGACAUAAGUUGAGAACAGAAUGGGACCUAGAAGAAGAAGAAGAAGAAGAAUCUUUAUUUCUAUAGCACUUAUCACAGAACGGAUCACAAAGUGCUUAACAUAAGAACAUAAAAUCAGAAGACACAGGGAAAUAAAACCAAUAAUCAGUAAUAAAACAACUAAAACACAGUAAAAUACAGUAAAACAUAAUAAAACAAGGGCUAAGAUCAACUAAAAGCUCUCCUGAAUCUCCUGAAACCUAGAACCGAGCCCUGUGGUACACCUUUCUUGAUCUCACGAGCAAGAGAAACGAUACUGGAUAUUUAAAUAGACAGAGCCAAAAAAAAACAUAUUUGUUAAAUGAUUAAUUCAUUUUUGUCAUCUCUGCGACACAGAUAAGAUUAACAUGAGUGAAAGGAAAGACAUUUUUUAAUAAAUCUCUUACAAUCCAAUAUAUCACAUUGCAGUCAAUGAUGGGGAGAGGCUCACAGCUUUAAAACUGAAAGAGUGAUGAUAGUGUAAAACUGGCAGCAAAGAACAGCUAUGAAUGUAUGAAAACACACAGACUUUAGGAUUGUUUCGUAAUUGUGUCAUAAAGCAAAAGUAUGCAGCAAUAAUUAUUAAAAUAUCAUAUUUCUGGGGUUAAACAUCAUUUAUGAAAGCUCAAAUGUAUUGUGAAUUAUGAUCCAAUCAAGAGGAGAAUAUCAGAUCAGAAUAAUAAACUCACAUCUCUGUUGACAUUUCCAUCCUGUUUCCUGAUUGGCCACCCUGUUUCUCGUGAAUGUUUCACAUGGACCUUCAAUGGAUACAUGAGAAAAACCACUUCAUUUAUGCAAAAAUGGAGAAGGACCAUAGCGUAAAACCACAUCUUCCUAAAUCUAAACAUUUUCAGAUUUAUAAGUGAGGCCCCAGAUCUAAAAACCCAUUUCAAAAAUGUGCUUGAAGAUUCGUAAGUUUUGUUUGUGGUCCGAUCUGUGUUAAAUGUUCUCACGUUGUUGUCCAAACGCUGAAGUUAUAAAGCUGACGAUAAGUUACGCCUUUAGGGACAUAGGUAGCAUUACAUUAGUGACGGAAUAAAACACUAAAAUAGGAGCCAAAAAUUUGUAGUUACUACAAUCAGUGUGUGUGUGUGUGUGUGUGUGUGAGGACAAGUAACUUUUCUGUGCUUUUACAGUAGAUGUAAAGGUGAAAGGACAGUAAGUAAAUGUUUGACUCAUUCUUUAAAUCUCUAGUGGGGUUAAAUCUAUUGUCCUUUGUAACAUUUUGGCAGUAUUUUCCCACAUUUUAUGCUGCUUUCCCAACUUUUUCGAGCAUUUUAUUUUAUUCCAAGUCCAGUUUUGUCUUUUGCAUCUGCUUGGCUUAGUUGUGUCUGAAUUUUCUGUAUUUAUUUCUCAAAUUCGAUAAAAAUAAAAAUGCCCAAAUUACUGUCCUGAUGAAAUAGAUGUUUCCUUGCAGUGACUUUAACCUAUUUGUAGUAUUUUUCUGUGGUUUUAUAAAGCCUAAGACAAAUCGUGUUUACAUCCUGUUAAACCAUAUUUACCAAAGAAACCUCUGUUGUUCCAUCCAGUCUGUUUGUGGCCAAAAGGGGGGUAAGCUUUUUUACUUGUGGUCUGCUUUUCGUUAGGCUCGUUACCUUUAGUUUACUGUUUCUGUGUUUAAUUUGGAAAUCAUAUCUUGAAAGUUUCCCAGCAUCUUCUUGACCUGUCUUUAUUUAAAAAUGUCCCUUCAGGGUGUCGGUACAUUUAAAUUCCCACACGGCUGCUCAUCAGGUAGUAAUGCUUUACUCAGACAUGUAAUUUAUCUGAAUGCUUAGAUGAAUGAUUGGCAGGAGGAGAUGUGCAGCUUUCGAGGUCUACUAAACAAAACUUAACACAUCAAUAUGUAUCUUAUUAUUUUAGUUUUCAAUCAAAACUUUGACCAUUUUCCUAACAGCUUUUUUUAAGCCUUACUGAAAAUUUUACACAUUAAAUAAGUUUGAUCAAAUAUGAUUCUAGAAAUGUUUGUCCUAAAAAAUAAAAAUAGUGACAGAAGAUGCUGUAGAGAACAAUCUGUAAACAUGUUUGUCUCCAUCAAAAGACAGGAUAAUAUAUUGGAUCUUUUGGAUAGAAAAGCAUUGUAGCUCUCAUUCCCAAUGAAAUGACUUUAUACGCCACAUUCUUUUAAGAUCUGCUUUAUGGAAAUGCAUUAGUUUCUGGGUGCAUAAAUGUGUAAAAGAUUUAAACACCUUUAAACCUCUGUUAUGAAUGUGAACCUGUGCAGUUAAGCCGAAAACAUGCAUUAUUACUGGGAUUGGAUCUCAAUUUUUGGAGUCAGCUCUUAUUUUUAAUCUUUUUAUCAGUACUAUUGAAGAAUUUUGACAGCUCCACUCAAGCAGUACUUUCUUGCUUUGUUCAUUUUACCAAAUCACAGAUGUUCUAACCAUAAACGUCCUUCCUGUACGAAGGCCCGGCACAUGACAAUGUCUCUGUACGCAUGUUUCUUGCAUUUAUUACCUCCAAACAAGGCUGCUUAUUUGCAAUUGUUGACUAAACACUGGUGUAAGCUAUAAAUAAACAUUAUUUAUUCUUUA